AUGGCAACAGCGGCAUCGAUGCAGUCAAACGCCAGAUUUCGCGCAUGCAAGGCUCCGUCUCGUCUGGUCCGCUCCGGUCUAGCCCACGGCCUAAUUCUACCCAGUGUUACUUAUCAGGACAUCACUGCAGCCAUUAUCGCCCCGACAAACGGACUUGAUGUACACGCAACGGCUCAGAAGAAGCCAAGUCAUGGUGUGUGGGAUCGGAAAAAGGCAUUACAUACCUUUGUCAGCCCCUCGAAGACAAUCGACGCUUUCUUUUCGAGAACAACCCUUGCCCUCCCUGAUGAAGGCAAGAUUCGUUUUCUAUGCCUAUAUCCUAUGGUCACAAAUCAAUUUUCCGCGUCCGAACUCGACGAGAGUGCAAUGCGAUCAUCAUUAACAUCGCGUUUUAUUACUCCUAACGAGACUAUUGGAAACCACUGCGAAAAAGAAGAAACGACAGGCGGAAGGCCCAACAAAUCGAGUCUGUCAACCCGCGUGUCAUCAACAGCGUCUUCGGGAGCUGAAAUGCUGGAUUCUGACGGCAUUGACAACCGCUGGCCAAGGACGAUGUUGAGCGUUUGA
Colletotrichum godetiae is the source of this 567-nucleotide messenger RNA. RefSeq lists its product as uncharacterized. Lineage: Eukaryota; Fungi; Ascomycota; Sordariomycetes; Glomerellales; Glomerellaceae. The transcript is spliced from 2 exons. Bases 1 to 567 code for a protein of 188 amino acids. The record is from RefSeq and is a predicted model, not a curated record.